This is a messenger RNA of Clarias gariepinus (North African catfish), 3857 nucleotides long. It is a transcript of the gene ago4, whose product is annotated as argonaute RISC component 4. The transcript is spliced from 18 exons. The record is from RefSeq and is a predicted model, not a curated record. NCBI's taxonomy places the organism in Eukaryota, Metazoa, Chordata, Actinopteri, Siluriformes, Clariidae. Gene Ontology annotation, molecular function: RNA binding; protein binding. The coding region runs from base 161 to 2785 and encodes 874 amino acids.
AUCACACCGAAGACAACGCAGCCCCGCAGAUCCGAGCACGGAUACGUACCUUUCCAGUUCUUAUAGUAAAGCCACAUUAAGCUUCGAGAUACCGCCCCCAAUUUCAGUGUCGGUACGGAGCCGCCAGGCCGGGACAGAGACGGAGAGAGAGCCCUCGGCCAUGGAAGCGCUCGGACCCGGCCCGCCUGCCCCUACCUCCCUCUUUCAGCCACCACGCCGACCCGGCCUGGGCACGGUGGGGAAGCCGAUUCGCCUGCUGGCCAAUCACUUCCAGGUGCAGAUCCCGAAGAUCGAUGUCUACCACUAUGACAUCGAAAUCAAGCCAGAGAAACGACCCCGGAGGGUCAACAGAGAGGUGGUGGACACCAUGGUGAGACACUUCAAGAUGCAGAUCUUCGGGGACCGGCAGCCUGGAUAUGACGGAAAGAGGAACAUGUACACGGCUCACCCACUACCCAUCGGGAGGGACCGGGUGGAUCUGGAAGUGACUCUGCCGGGCGAAGGGAAGGACCAGACCUUUAAGGUGUCUCUGCAGUGGGUGUCGGUAGUCAGUCUGCAGAUGCUUCUGGAGGCUCUUUCCGGUCAUCUAAACGAGGUUCCUGAAGACUCUGUGCAGGCUCUGGAUGUCAUCACGCGCCAUCUUCCCUCCAUGAGGUACACUCCUGUAGGCCGUUCUUUCUUCUCUCCACCUGAAGGCUAUUACCAUCCGCUAGGUGGAGGCAGGGAGGUGUGGUUCGGGUUCCAUCAAUCAGUUCGUCCAGCCAUGUGGAACAUGAUGCUCAACAUCGAUGUUUCAGCCACAGCAUUCUAUCGCGCCCAGCCAGUGAUCGAGUUUAUGUGUGAGGUUCUAGAUAUCCAAAACAUUAACGAGCAAACCAAGCCCCUUACAGAUUCCCAACGCGUCAAGUUCACCAAGGAGAUCCGAGGGUUAAAAGUGGAGGUCACACACUGUGGACAGAUGAAGAGGAAGUACCGCGUCUGCAAUGUCACCCGCCGCCCAGCCAGCCACCAGACGUUUCCUUUGCAGCUAGAAAAUGGACAAGCCAUGGAAUGUACCGUAGCUCAAUAUUUCAAACAGAAAUACAGUCUACAACUUAAAUACCCCCAUUUACCCUGCCUUCAGGUGGGGCAAGAACAGAAGCACACAUACCUUCCCCUUGAGGUCUGUAAUAUUGUGGCAGGCCAGCGCUGCAUAAAGAAGUUAACCGAUAACCAAACCUCCACCAUGAUUAAAGCCACGGCCCGCUCAGCUCCCGAUCGCCAAGAGGAGAUCAGCAGGCUGGUCAAAAGCAACAGCAUGGUGGGCGGCCCUGACCCCUACCUAAAAGAGUUUGGCAUCGUGGUGCACAACGACAUGACGGAGGUGACGGGGCGGGUCCUCCCAGCGCCCAUGCUGCAGUAUGGGGGCCGGGUGAGUACAGACACUGGGAGGGACUGUGGCAGGAACAAAACAGUCGCUACGCCCAACCAGGGCGUGUGGGACAUGAGGGGCAAGCAAUUCUACGCAGGCAUCGAAAUCAAGGUGUGGGCUGUAGCCUGCUUCGCCCCUCAGAAACAGUGCAGAGAGGACCUGCUCAAGAGCUUCACAGACCAGUUGAGGAAGAUCUCAAAGGAUGCAGGCAUGCCCAUUCAGGGCCAGCCCUGCUUCUGCAAGUACGCCCAGGGAGCAGACAGCGUCGAGCCCAUGUUCAAGCACCUUAAAAUGUCAUAUGUCGGAUUGCAACUUAUCGUGGUCAUCCUGCCUGGGAAAACUCCAGUCUACGCCGAAGUGAAGCGUGUUGGAGAUACUCUGCUGGGCAUGGCAACCCAGUGUGUCCAGGUGAAGAACGUAGUAAAGACCUCCCCUCAGACACUGUCUAACCUCUGCCUCAAGAUCAAUGCUAAACUUGGCGGCAUCAACAACGUUCUGGUUCCCCAUCAGAGACCAUCUGUAUUCCAGCAACCAGUGAUCUUCUUGGGUGCCGACGUCACUCACCCUCCAGCAGGCGAUGGGAAGAAGCCGUCCAUCGCAGCAGUGGUGGGCAGCAUGGACGGCCACCCGAGUCGCUACUGCGCCACGGUACGGGUGCAGACCUCACGCCAGGACUUAUCCCAGGAGCAGCUCUUCAGCCAAGAAGUAAUCCAGGAUCUCACCAACAUGGUGCGCGAGCUGCUCAUCCAGUUCUACAAGUCCACCCGCUUCAAGCCCACGCGCAUCAUCUACUAUCGUGGAGGAGUGUCAGAAGGACAGAUGAAGCAGGUUGCAUGGCCAGAGCUGAUUGCUAUCAGAAAGGCGUGUAUCAGUCUGGAGGAGGACUAUAGGCCAGGGAUCACCUACAUCGUAGUGCAGAAACGUCACCACACCCGACUUUUCUGCUCCGACAAAGCGGAGAGAGUUGGAAAGAGUGGUAAUGUUCCAGCCGGCACUACAGUGGACAGCACCAUCACACAUCCCUCAGAGUUCGACUUCUACCUGUGCAGUCAUGCUGGUAUCCAGGGCACCAGCCGUCCCUCACACUAUCACGUACUGUGGGACGAUAACUGCUUCACUGCGGAUGAGUUGCAGCUGCUCACCUACCAGCUGUGCCACACAUAUGUGCGCUGUACACGUUCAGUCUCCAUCCCUGCGCCAGCGUACUACGCCAGACUCGUCGCCUUCCGUGCCCGCUACCACUUAGUGGACAAAGACCAUGACAGUGCGGAGGGCAGUCACGUAUCAGGCCAGAGUAACGGUCGAGACCCUCAGGCCCUAGCCAAGGCGGUCCAGAUUCACUAUGACACCCAGCACACCAUGUACUUCGCCUAACUGCUUAAACCAGCAGGAGAUGCACUUCUACGCUCCUUCUUCACUUCACUUUUGUCUCUUUUUUUUCCUAUUUCUUUGAACUUUUUUUUUUUUUUCUUUCCUUCUCUCUCUCGUGUCUUCAUCCACAACCCAAGCGGUUCCAAAGCCAGAGGGGCCAGACACGUUUCCGAAUCGAGCGUUCACCCUCAGUGGAACCGCCCACCAGCAAUCCUGCACUGAGAGACCACUUAGUCUCCAAGGCACAGAGUCAAUCAAAUUUGAGCCAUUUAAGAGUUUUUGUUUUUUUUUUCCAGUUUUGAAUGUCAUUUAUUAUUUUUCUUCAUUUUCUUUCUUUCUUUUUUUUCAUUUGUAAUAUACACUGAGUGUGAGCAAACCUGCGCCAUUUUUGUCGUGACAGCUCUGGCUUUCUCAGCUAAGCUGGACUUUGUCUACUUUUUACCUCAGGCCACUGUUGGCUGAAACUUUUGUCCUUUUUAUGAUCGUAUUUUAACUCUCUCUCCGCUCAGUCUUUUACAAGCGAGGUGAUCUGGGUAUCAUACCCAUUACUCUUCUCCCAUUUGUUUUUGUUUUGUUUUGGUUUUUCUUUGAAUGUGUGCAUGUGUAUUUGUAGUGUGUGUGUGUGUGUGUGUGUGUGUGUAUGGGGUGUACAUGUGUGUACAUGUUUAAUGGCAGGCCACUGAAUUGUAAAGGGAAAAAUCAAGGAGAUAACUGCUGUAAAUGCCUCAGUUUAUUUUAUAGCGCCUCACAUACAUAAAUAUAUAUUAAAAAGUAAAAAAAAGACGCAUCUAUAUAUAAGCUUAUUUCAGCAGAUUUUACAUUUUUGCCAGAUUGCAUAAGCUGAUGGUAAUGUGUAGCAGGAAUUUAUCCAUGGUCUCAGAUGUGUGACUGAUGGAGUAUCGGGCCAGGACACUAAGGGUCUUGCUCAUUCAAGUUCCUUCCGUGUCCGUGCCAAAGUUAGAAACACGUACGAACAAAUACGUACAAGUUGCAGGGAUGGUCAUGGACGUACAGCUGGCCCAUCCCAGACAACAAAGGGCAAAGCUUGCAAAAAUAACAGCACUCUCUCUCUCUC